Molecule: messenger RNA, 2403 nt
Organism: Durio zibethinus
Lineage: Eukaryota; Viridiplantae; Streptophyta; Magnoliopsida; Malvales; Malvaceae
Source: RefSeq, a predicted model, not a curated record
CCAUUGCCUUUGGGCUACUUAAUUAACUUCUCCAAACAAGGCCUUAUAUAAGAAGGCUCUGCCAAAGCCCACAAGCAAAAUUUCCACAACAAUUACCUCUUUCAUAUUUAUUUUUUCUGUCUAAAUUAACAAAAAAACCCUGAAAUUGUAAGCUGCAAAAACAUUAAAUUAAAAAAGAAAACCCUAAUUUUGCAAUGGCAAGACCUAAUCAAGAAGCAAUUGAGACUUUCAUCAGCAUCACUGGGGCACCCGAAGCCGUUGCCAUAGAAAAGCUUGAGGAACAUGGUGGCGAUCUCAAUGCAGCUGUAAAUGCACAUUUCAGUGAUGGAGAUAGGAACAUUUCCAGCACAAGGCCAACAUCAACCGUAGUUCCUGUAGAUGAUGCCAUGGAUAUAGAUGAUCCAAUUGAAGUUGUACCAAAUAGGCCAGUCCUUCCAUUUCUCCCAGCAUGUAGAACAAUGAAUCAAUCCUCACUUCUUGAUCCAACCUUUCAUAGAAGUUUCUUUGAUGGUGCUUCUGAUUUUACAACUCGAGAACCAUUGGUUACACAUCCAAGAAAGGUGAGAGAGGUACCAAUAGAGGUUAAGGAUAGCAAUGAGCCUUCUGGUCGUUCUGGUCAUGCUCCUGCCAUUGAGGAUGUCUCUGAAACUGCACAAGAUGGUCCAAAUACCCAUGAGACUGUUAUAAUUGAUGAAGUGGAUGAGGAUUCAACUGAGCAGCCUAGACAGCAGAAUGAUAACUCUCAUGACCAACAAGUUGCAUCCAGUGCUCCUGCCAUCAAUAAUUUGCCAGACUAUGGCAAUGACAUUGAAGAAGAAAUGAUUCGAGCUGCCAUUGAGGCCUCCACACGGGAUGUUGAGGAGUUAAGUGAUCCUGGGCCUAGGCAUAAUCAGUCUCAUUCAGAGGAUGCUGAACUUGCUGAAGCAGUUUCAUUGUCCUUGAAGUGGGGAGGCGUCUGUUCUGAGGAACAUGAUGAGGCAAUCAUGCUUGAGGCUGCAAUGUUCGGUGGAAUCCCUGAAAGUGGAUAUCGUUUUGCAUAUUCACCUCAUCAGUUUAUUCGACCUGAGAUUUCCAACCCCUGGCAUACCCCUUGUCCUCCAUCACCUUCUUUGACAGCUCAACGCUUGAUACGGGAGCAGCAAGACAAUGAGUAUAAUGCAUCAUUGCAAGCUGACAGAGAAAAAGAGUUGAAGGCAUUUCAAGAAGCUGAAGCCUACCAUUUAGAGGAGGAAAAAGCUAGAAAAGCUGCUCUUGAAGAAGAACAACGAAAAGAGGAAACGUUUCGCAGGAAAAUAGAGGAGGAACAGGAAUGUGAGAGACAAUUAGCUUCAAAAGAAGCUUCUCUGCGUAAGGAGCCAGCAGCCGAUGAGGAAAAUGCUUUAACCCUUCUAGUGUGAAUGCCAGAUGGCAGUCGCAGGGGCCGUCGAUUUCUCAAGUCUGACAGGCUGCAGUCUCUGUUUGACUUCAUAGAUAUUGGUAGAGGAGUCAAGCCGGCCACUUAUAGAUUGGUGAGGCCAUACCCGAGGCGUGAUUUCAGUGAUGGAGAGAGCAGUUUGAUGCUGAAUGAACUCGGCUUAACAAGCAAACAAGAAGCCCUAUUUCUGGAGUUGAUAUAAUAUCAUCAACUCCUACAGGAAUAUUAUAGAAAAUUACUCGAGCAUUUUAGUCUAUUGAAAUAUGAAGAAAUGCAUUGAAGUUAUGGAAUUUCUUAAAGGGUUUGUGUUUGGUUGAAACACAUGAAAUUUCAGAAGAGGAUCAGGAUACAACUAAUAUGACUCAAUGUUCAGUAUUUUACUUUUGGUAGUGGUGUUCAAUUGAUUGAAGUGAAUAUUUUGUAUAUAUGUAGUGAUUUAUGAUAUUGAAAAGGUCAGAUUACUUGUCAUGAAGCAGAUUAAAUCAUGUGCUCUCUUUCUGCCUUCAUCAGUUGUCUGCUAGUUGGAAAACAUUGUUUUGAGCUCAACCGUUGAAACAUGCUUUAACAGCCAUGUGGGUUCAGAAUUUACUUUGUCAAGGCCAUAUUUUUAUUAGUGUUUUAUGAUUCGUUGCAUGUCUCUUUUUCACCCUCUUUUACUGGGGUGAUUUACCCAGCUGUUUGGCUGUGUGAUUCGCCUUUUUCUUUUCCUUUUUUUUUUUGUACUUUUCCAAAUUUUCUUUUAACCUGUCUGGCUGUCUCUACUUUUCCAGAUCCUUCGAGUAUUUGUGUGUCUUUUACCAAGCAAACGUCAGAAUAAAGGUUCCUGCACUUGUCAACCUCACCCAACUAAUCGAAUUGACCAGAAUGACCCUACCCGUGUCCAGCGUGGCAGAAUGUUAUUGGUUACAUAAUAGACAAAAAAAAACCCACCAACCUUGACCAACAUAAGCCAGUCAAAGUUCACUGACGUAAAUAAACAGGAGUGAAAA